GUUAUUGUCAUUGUUAGUUAUGUAGAGAUUGUAAUAGAAAUAGAAACCAAUCCUGUUUGUUUAUGUCAUCGAGGAUCCUGCUAAAUGGUCAGUCAGAAGUUUAUCAGUCAUUCGUGAACGUCUAGCCAGUAAAGAUGACACUGCGUUGGGGAAUCGUAUCAGCCGGCAAGAUUAGCCAUGACUUCGUCAACGCAUUGAACUCGUUCCCUGACAAAGGAGACCAGGCCGUAGUGUCUGUAGCAGCCAGAGAUAAGAGCAGGGCUGCGGAGUUCGCGAAACUUCAUAAAAUUCCCAAAGUCGCUGAUAGUUAUCAGGCAUUGGCCAAGAGUAGUGAUGUCGAUGUCGUCUACAUCGGUGCUUUGAAUCCUGACCACUAUGCGCUUACAAAGCUGUUCCUGGAAAAUGACAAGCACGUGUUGUGUGAGAAACCGUUCUGUUUGAACCUCAAACAAACGGAGACUUUGAUCAACUUGGCCAAGAAGAAGAACUUGUUCUUCAUGGAAGCAGUCUGGUCUCGCUUCUGUCCCGCUUACAUUUACUUGGAGAAUGAAAUCGCAGCGGGAAAUCUUGGGGAUGUUUCAUUCUUAGAGGGUAACUUCGGAAUUUUCUGCGAGGCUGAUAGGAUGUUCAAAAAAGAUCAAGGAGGCAGUGCUUUGCUCGACAUCGGUAUCUACUUGCUCCAAUUAUCCCAGUACGUGUUCAAAAAAUACCCCGAGAGGAUCACAGCUGUUGGUGAACUGAACAGCGAAGGUGUGGAUGAGACAGAGACAAUCAUUUUGGAGUAUGGAGGUGGCAAGCGAGCAGUUCUCAACACUCAGUCCCGACUGAGGCUCAUCAACAGGGCUACGAUCUAUGGCUCUAAAGGCCGCAUUACGCUGGAGGAUCCCUUCCACUUCCCUGACAGAGUGACUGCCGUCAAUGGAGACGUGAAGAAGUUCCCACUGCACACGUCACCACUUCCGUACAACUUCGAGAACAGCGCGGGUCUCGUUUAUCAGACUGUGGAAGUGGCAAAGUGUAUUCGUAAUGGACAAAUCGAGUCACCCCGUAUGUCGCACAAGGAAAGUCUGGAGCUGGCCAAACUGAGGGACACCAUAAGAAAACAGUUGGGCGUCCACUACGAUGUGGACGAUCAGGAAUUCGCUUGAACAAUCACGGAGCUAUACAAGUGAUGUGCUCAUGUAGGGCCUGUAUUUAUUCGUUAUUUUGUAUAAGAGUUCAACAAAAUGCAUUUUGAAUGGAUUUAUGUAAAUCAUUGUUACUAUAUAUUACAAUGUUAUUAAAUAAAUGAUUUCGUUCAUGAA
Helicoverpa armigera (cotton bollworm) is the source of this 1304-nucleotide messenger RNA. RefSeq names its product trans-1,2-dihydrobenzene-1,2-diol dehydrogenase. Lineage: Eukaryota; Metazoa; Arthropoda; Insecta; Lepidoptera; Noctuidae. Gene Ontology annotation, molecular function: nucleotide binding. The transcript is spliced from 7 exons. The record is from RefSeq and is a predicted model, not a curated record. Bases 135 to 1148 code for a protein of 337 amino acids.